AGUCGAGGAAGCCAUCAGACGCAGUUUGGAAGAAGAAACUGUCCAGGUUCCACAAGAGUCGAGGUUUUAAUUAUUUCAGUAUUACAUUUAAUUAGCCGAAGAAAUGUGUGGACAUCUGCGAUCCGACAAUUCAGGCAACCAAGAUUUGUUGAAAGCACCGAUAUGCUGUAUGUAACAUUUGCCAGUGAUGAAAACACCACAGAAGAUGCAGAAGAUCUUGGAGGUCCCCGUCGAGAAUUCUUUCGCUUGCUUGUUAAAGCAAUUUUCCAAGAAAGUGGGGCAUUUGAGGAGUCCCCCAAUGGCUUCAUUCCAAGACUAAAUGUUUCACAUGUCCAAAAUCGAGUCUACCGCACUAUUGGUCAGAUUAUGUCUACCAUCAUUGUCCAAGGUGGAGAAUGUCCUGCUCUCCUUUCCUCUGUUGUCUUGGACUACCUGCUGACUGGACGUAUGUUCGACAUCCGCGUUUCUCCAGAGGAUGUUGCCGAUGUGGAACUUAGAGACAGCCUCAAGACAAUUGAUCAAGCAACAACUGAUGAUGAUCUGCAACGAGCAAUAGAAUCCUGUGAGUCAUGGAGGUACCAAAUUGAAGGUCAUCCAAACCCUGUUACCAUGGACAACAAGGAUGCAUUUGUUAAAAAUGCUAUAAUUUUCCAUGUUCUACUACAACGAAAGAGCUGCUACGAUCAGUUAGCUGAGGGGUUGGAAUGUGAUGAGCUCCUACCACUUCUGAAAGAGAACCUUCCCCUUCGGGUUCUUUUAGAGAUGCCCAAGGUUCGCAGUGAUCUUACAGCAGAUGUGGUUGCUACCCUUCUGAAGCCCAGCUACUCCGUUCUAGGAAGUAACAAACGACCAAAAGAAGAGCUGAUGGUGGUUAAGUUCAGAGAUUUCCUGAAUAGUGUUCAAGAGGAGAUGGAAUGA
This is a messenger RNA of Oryzias latipes (Japanese medaka), 918 nucleotides long. Lineage: Eukaryota; Metazoa; Chordata; Actinopteri; Beloniformes; Adrianichthyidae. The record is from RefSeq and is a predicted model, not a curated record.